AUGCUGUCCUUACCACCCUUCAGGGCCAUGGAGGCCAAUACAAUUGCCUUUCAUCGCAACGUCAAGUCCAAGACGCCGGACGAACAUUUGAGUCCAAACAUCUUCUGGGUUGGAGUCCUCCACGACAACAAGACCCCCCACAAUGCGGACUACGAGACGGAUGUCCUGUGGAUCAAAUGUCGCGGCCGUACGAAAUUCGAAGAUAUCAGGAAGCAAUACCUGUUACGGGCUUCCCACAAGGAACCGAUCGUGUUCCGGCACAAUGGCAUCGUCGUGGCCUCGAUGGACACUGUUGCGGAACUGGACACCUUUGCUGACCGUGUCAUCGCCGUCGAAGCGAUCAAGCAAUCAGAACUGGCUUCUCGUACCAGCCCAGCGCGACGGGAUCCCCUUGAGGCCCUUUCCAGCCAGGCUCCGGCGAACGGAGGAUUGGUGAAGUCGGAUACGAGGAUUAAGCCUGAGCCUCAAGACUGGCCCGUCAAUGACGAAAAUCGAGUGUCCUCACCCAAACCACCAAGCACCGGGGGCAUCAGCAAAUCGGAGUCGCCUUCACGUCUCCUUGGACGGAAAGAGGCCGUUCAAGCGCACAAUACCCUUUCCGCAGGUUCUCAGGAUUACAUCACAGAGUGUGCCAUGCGUGAUUUUGUCCAUGAGCGUCUCGCAGAACUAUACUCCGGCUGUGUAGGAUCAGAGUCAUCUAUCGAACAUCAUCGGCGUGAGUUCGUUCAACAGUGGAAUACCAUGCCUCCGGACGCCCACGAAUGGUUUAAAAAACGAGCCCUCUUAUUUACUCGCGCCCACACUGCACCCACUCCUCAAUUGCUGGCGGAACUGCAUGAGUUUACAAGCCAUAACGCUGGGUUCUACCAGUAUUUUUCCUCGCGAAAAGCCAUUUUCGAGGUCUACGAGAUGACCUAUAAUUCAGAUCAAGCGUUUAUCAUGAUGAAACAAGACUGGGACAGAUUGAAUAAAGUUUCCCAAAACAUCUGGAUUGAACAAGGACGAAAACUGCGACAAACGUCUCUUCCGCCCUCGCUGUACUUGUCUACAACCGCGUCCUCCUCACCGUUCACUCAAAAUACUUCAAAACCAACUCCGUUGUCCCAAAUCGCUCCAGUCACAGCCAGUGCGACAACAGAUUGUCCCGAGUCCAAGCCUCUGCAGCAGCUUUCCCUGCAGAAUCUAUUUGCUGACAGCACUCCCGAGCUUCUUGAGGCUGCCGUGCAACAAGGAGUGAAGUUACUUGAAGAUUUGAAAGAGCCGCUCGGUCGCGUGGCGGUUGAAGAUGCAUCCCAGUGGCUGCAGGCUAUAGAGAAAGUCCAAAGUCAGGCUACGCAGCCCAGGACUAUUGUCGGUGUUGUCGGUAACACUGGGGCUGGAAAGUCAUCCAUCAUCAAUGCCAUGCUUGACGAGGAGAGAUUGGUGCCGACAAAUUGUAUGAGGGCAUGCACGGCGGUGGUUACCGAGAUUUCCUACAACACCAGCGAUGAUCCUUAUCGGGCUGAAAUUGAAUUCAUCACACAGGAAGACUGGGAAAAGGAACUCAAGGUUCUGUUUCACGAUCUUUUCGAUGGCAGUGGCAAUGUCUCUCGUGAAGCAUCCAAUGAGGAAAGUGAGGCGGGCGUUGCAUACGCCAAAAUCAAGGCUGUAUACCCCAAUUUCACGAGGGAGAUGUUGCAGAAUAGCUCAGUCGAGCAGCUGAUGAGGCACCCCAAUGUUCGAAACGUGCUGGGCAGCAAGCGAGAAAUUACCGAGUCCGAUUCCCUCCGCUUCUACAAGAAGCUCCAAUUCUUCGUCGAUAGCAAAGAGAAGACAGCGGGCGAGAAGGCUAAAGACAAGAAGCCUGCCAGAGAUUUGGAAUUUUGGCCUUUGAUCAAGGUUGUCCGUCUCUACGUCAAAGCCGAGGCACUCUCGACCGGCGCCGUCAUUGUCGAUUUACCCGGUGUUCACGAUUCAAAUGCUGCCCGCUCUGCCGUUGCCGAGGGCUACAUGAAACAGUGUACGGGUCUAUGGAUCGUGGCUCCGAUUACUCGAGCAGUCGAUGAUAAAGCCGCCAAAUCGCUGCUUGGUGACACCUUCAAGCGACAGCUCAAGAUGGAUGGUGGCUUCAAUACCGUCACCUUCAUUUGUAGCAAGACUGACGACAUCAGCCUCAUGGAGUGUCAGGACUCACUAGGACUCGAGGAGGAGAUGGGCGCAAAUUGGGCUAAAUCCGAUGAACUUGCCAAGGAAAGGCGAGUACUCAAGCAGCGGCUGGAGGAAUUGAAAGAGACCAAAGCCAUCUAUACGGCUUCCGCGGAUGAGGUGGAUGAAGUCCUCGAGGUCUGGGAGGCCUUGAAAGAUGACAUUGAGGAUGGGAAGACUGUUUUUGCUCCCCGUGAGAAUUCAACCUCCAAGAAGCGAAAGAGAAGCUCGAGCAGCGAGAAAUGUGGAAGGCGAAAGAAGGCUCGAACUCCAAACAGUGACGCUGAUAGCGACUAUGUCGAUAGUGACCAAAACUGCAACAAUUCCGACACAGAGACGGACGAAGAGGAGGAUCAGCCUGAAGAGACUCGUGCUCCCCUCACUAAAGAAGAGAUCACUGAGAAGAUUCUGGAACUCAAGACGACGAAGAAGGAAAGCCGUCGCCAAAAGCAAGACCUCGAGGCUCAGAUCAAGGAAGUUCGGAAAAAGAUCUCAGACAUUAACGAAGCUGACGCGAAGAUCGAAGCUGAGAUGAGGGCGAUAGCUAUCUCCGGCCGGAACGAAUAUUCUCGAGGUGCGAUUCGGCAGGAUUUCGCCGCCGGAGUCAAAGAGCUUGACCAGGAACUCGCCGAAGAAGAGGACGCUGCCAACUUCAACCCAGAUGUCGAUGCUCGCGAUUAUGACGAGGUCGCGAAAUCUCUUCCUGUGUUCUGUGUUUCGUCCCGGGGCUACCAGAAGCUGCGAGGACGUCUGCGAAAAGAAGCCGACGUACCCGGGUUCCAGUCUGUUGAAGAGACCGAGGUUCCUCAACUUCAGGCUCACUGUAAGAAACUCACGGAAGUGAGCCGGGAAGCCAACUCGCGGAGAUUUCUGAACAGUCUCAGUCAACUUUUGAACUCUCUUCGCUUGUGGUCCACUCCAGACGGAGAUGGCAGCCAUCUCACUGACGGCCAAAAGGCCAGGCAGAAUACGAUGGUGCAGAAUAGAAUUCAGAAGCUCGAGAGUGAGUUGGGAAAGCACGUCAGAAGCGUCCAUCAGCAGAUACGAGGAGAAUUCGAUGACAAUAUAUUCGACGCCUGUGAGAACGCCCUCGCCCCGGCCGCGGCUGAGGCAAACAAAACUGUGCUUCGAUGGAGCGCGCCGGUUAACCGUAACGACCGCACCGCUGGAGGUUAUUUCUGGUCCACGUACAAGGCUAUAUGCCGCCGUAAUGGGGUCUAUUCAAACGCUCAAGGGCAUCACGACUGGAACGCCGAGCUGAUCGAACCUGUCAUCAAGGCCAUCGCCUCGGGCUGGGAGAAGACAUUCUCGCGGCGCGUCCACUCCCUUCUGCAGGGCGCUGCAUCUGAUGCUGGACGCUUACUGAAAUCUUUACAUGACGACAUUGAGCGGGAAGCUAGUCAGAACGGUCCAGUAGCAAGUCUCCAUUUGUUAUCUCAUCAGUUACGCAACUACCAGGCGCUUCUCAAAGAUGUUUGUAACGAAAACUUCGCGACGACUGUGGCCCAGGCAAAGGAAAUCAACCGCAUGUUUCAGCCCGUGAUUGCUACCGCUCUUGAACCCGCCUACCAAACCUGUGUUGCGGAACGCGGUACUGGAAGUUUCAUGCGAAUGAAAGCAGCCAUGGCGGCCCAUGUGGAACAGACUCGCUGGACCAUGUUCCGUGACAGUGCGGAUACUGUUAAACGAGCACUUGAAGAGAUGGUCAAGGCGGUUGAGGACAAAAUGCUCUCGAAAACCCAGGAAAUUCUGGCUUUUGUGAAACGAGAUUAUAUGUCAGCACUUGGCGGCAGCCUCUUGGCUUCGAACAGAGCCUUGCCUUCGGGUCAUCGUGUCGCGCGUGAUGAUGUCUUUCAGAAGAUCAACACAGGGGAAGUGGCCUUCAAGCGCUUGGCGGAUCCCCAUUUUGAGGAAGACGAUUCGAAACCCAAACAAGACGAGGAGGGGAAAGUCGGUGAUGAGGAUAAGCCUGGCGUUCCAGACCAAUACGCGUCCACAGAACCUUCAGAAGAGGCCAUGAAAGACACAGACAUUGGCGCAACCGAACUUCCUGACAGCGCUGUCAUUGAUCUGCCUAUCGGAGAGGCCUCCCAGGAAAGCUUUGCUUCACCACCAGAUGAUUAG
Molecule: messenger RNA, 4308 nt
Organism: Aspergillus thermomutatus
Lineage: Eukaryota; Fungi; Ascomycota; Eurotiomycetes; Eurotiales; Aspergillaceae
Exons: 8
Coding region: 1-4308 (1435 amino acids)
Source: RefSeq, a predicted model, not a curated record